AAACGGGGUGCGGCGCCUGCGUCAUAGCCUGUUGCAAUUGCUGCGCAUGCGUCUUUCAACAGACAAGGAGAGAAGAAAAGUUUUUCGGGAGAUACUGGGAAGGGUCGCGCUAGGCGGCUUGGGUAUAGUUGGGGCGGCGGUGGGUUUGGGUGCGGGCACUGGAUGCAUGCGUUGGGCACUCCGAAAGGGCAGCGGGAUGUACCAGCUAUCACUAGCAGCUCACAGGUGGGCGUUGGAGGAGAUGUUCGUGACCCGCAGCUGAAUAAAAGCAGCGCCGCUCGCCCCUGAACACAAGGCGCUGGGUGUGCGUGUGGGACCCUGCCCCGGGGAAGUAAUGCUGCGCGGAGCGGCUGAGUGAGCCAGUGUGGGGGCGCCACAGCCGAGGGGCGGGAAUGUUGUUAUCCAGAAAGAAAACCAAGAAAGAAGUUUCCAAGCCUGCGGAGGUGCAGGGGAAAUCUGAUGCCUUCUUUUAUCCGCCAUGGGCCAACUAUACCGAGACGGACUGAUAUCUGCCCACCAGAGACAAAUACUACGCCCUACACCCCCCCAGGAGAUGGAGCUGUUUCUAGGAACCAAAGCUUUUUGCGAACACCAGUUCAGAGAGCUCCACAAGAAAUUUUGCGCAGAGAAAGCAAUAGACUUUCUGCACCUCCCUACUUAGUAAGGGGACUAAGUGAUGUUCCCAGGGAAUAUGCCUCCUCAUCUCAGUCAUUUUUAACAGAUUCCAGUGCAGUUAUGGAAAAUGGAGAUGUGAACAGCAGAUAUUUUUGCUCAGAUUUUCAAUAUGAUGGACAGAGGAGAAGACAAGUUGGGGAUCGUGUACAUGAAGACUACAGAUAUUAUGAGAACAGCAAUGACCAUGUCCAGAGGAUUGUACAGGCACCUGGCAGGCACCCAGCUGGUAUUGGUAGAGUUGCUGCUACGUCACUAGGAAAUCUAACAAAUCAUAGUACUGAAGAUAUGCCUCUGCCACCUGGCUGGACAGUGGACUGGACUAUAAGAGGAAGGAAAUACUACAUAGAUCACAAUACAAACACUACCCAUUGGAGCCAUCCACUUGAAAGGGAAGGAUUGCCCCCUGGUUGGGAGAGAGUUGAAUCAGCAGAAUUUGGAGUGUAUUAUGUGGACCAUAUUAAUAAAACAGCCCAAUACAAACACCCAUGUGCUCCAAGUGUUCCCCGAUAUGACCAGCCGCCCCCUCUCCCUCCUCCAGUAACUUAUCAGCCUCAGCAAGUGGAAACUCAGGCCUUGCUUGUCCCAGCUAAUCCUUACCACACAGCAGAGAUUCCUGACUGGCUUCAGGUUUAUGCAAGGGCUCCUGUAAAAUACGACCACAUCCUGAAGUGGGAACUCUUUCAACUGGCAGAUUUGGACACAUACCAGGGCAUGCUGAAACUGCUUUUCAUGAAAGAACUGGAACGCAUUGUGAAACUGUAUGAGGCAUAUAGGCAGGCUCUCAUCACUGAGGUGGAGACUCGGAAGCAAAGGCAGCAGUGGUAUGCGCAGCACAACAAGAAUUUCUGACAAUCUUUUUAUUAUCUGUCUUUCAAGAAGUUGGACUUAAAUGGACACACCAGAUUUCACAUAUGAUAUGCAACUGGAAAUAAGCAGAGACUAUCCGCCAAAAUGGUGAUAAGAACAGUUUAUUUGUGACCAUUUUUGUAAAGUUUAAGCAUUUACCAAUGCAAAAUAUUGAGAUAUUUAUACAGUUUUAGUAUUAGUGAAUUGGGACAAAAUAAGGGAACUUUCCAUGUUUCGCCAUCCAUUUAGAUGAUUUUCCAGACACAUUGUAAACAACAUAUAUUUAUUAUAAACAGUAAACAACUGACUGUAAUGCAGUUAAAGCAAAUGCUAUAACAGAACAGUGUUUUAUAGGCUGCAUAUUAAAGUAAGUGUGAUAUCUUAAUGGUUAACCAGUCUUUGGGUAUUGUAUAUCAUUAUGUGUUUUUAGCUAUCUGCUAAUACUGAUAUGAGCUCUUUCCUUAUAUAUGUCAGCUGAAGCAAGGCUUCUCAUGAUUCUAUUUCAAGUAUCCAAAGGAAUUUAUAUAUUUUUAAUAUUACAAUUUUAUAAAUCUUUUGGUCCCAACUUUUAUUUUAUGGUAUUUCUCUCUAAUAUCCAGGCCUUGGGGAGUAAAGAAUAUUUCAUGUUAACCCCCCCACCUAAAUAAAUGAUUAGUACAUUAACCCUGUA
This is a messenger RNA of Xenopus tropicalis (tropical clawed frog), 2191 nucleotides long. RefSeq names its product salvador family WW domain containing protein 1 (gene sav1). The coding region runs from base 460 to 1524 and encodes 354 amino acids. The record is from RefSeq and is a predicted model, not a curated record. Gene Ontology annotation, biological process: signal transduction; hippo signaling; regulation of cell population proliferation. Gene Ontology annotation, molecular function: molecular adaptor activity. The transcript has 5 exons. Lineage: Eukaryota; Metazoa; Chordata; Amphibia; Anura; Pipidae.